GAGAGCUGGCUGGUGAAACUGUCUGACUUUCCCCCCCACCGGGGAAGUGGCUUCAAUGGCUCCAUCUCCCAGGAGAAGCAGUAGGAAAGAUGCCAAUGCCUUGCCAAGCAUGUCCUCAACUUUCUGGGCUAUCAUGAUCCUGGCUAGUCUCCUAAUCGCUUACUGCAGUCAACUGGCUGCAGGUACAUGUGAGAUUGUUACUUUGGACAGAGAUAGCAGUCAGCCCCGAAGGACUAUAGCCCGACAAACAGCUCGCUGUGCAUGUAAAAAAGGACAGAUUGCCGGUACAACAAGAGCAAGGCCAGCCUGUGUUGAUGCACGAAUUAUCAAAACAAAACAGUGGUGUGAAAUGCUUCCAUGUUUAGAAGGAGAAGGCUGUGAUUUGCUAAUCAAUAAAUCAGGCUGGACCUGUACACAACCAGGAGGACGGAUAAAGACAACCACGGUCUCCUGACAAAUGCAGCAACACAGAAUCCUCGUAGGAGUGGUUUAGGCUCUGUGUGAGCUACUUAACUUAGUCAAGUUUCACUGCUGUUGAUCAUCAUCCGUUAUAUGUCAUCAACUCAACUGUCUGUUUCUCUGUAUCUCAUGAAUGACAGCAUAAUUCCUCUACAUUAUGAGCUAAAGUUUGUUCUACCAUACUAAGGAUCACUGGACUGAGGAAUAUAGCAAAAG
This is a messenger RNA of Gymnogyps californianus (California condor), 675 nucleotides long. RefSeq names its product TAFA chemokine like family member 5 (gene TAFA5). Gene Ontology annotation, molecular function: G protein-coupled receptor binding; receptor ligand activity. The transcript has 4 exons. Lineage: Eukaryota; Metazoa; Chordata; Aves; Accipitriformes; Cathartidae. The record is from RefSeq and is a predicted model, not a curated record. Bases 56 to 454 code for a protein of 132 amino acids. Gene Ontology annotation, biological process: G protein-coupled receptor signaling pathway.